Messenger RNA from Punica granatum (pomegranate), 414 nucleotides. NCBI's taxonomy places the organism in Eukaryota, Viridiplantae, Streptophyta, Magnoliopsida, Myrtales, Lythraceae. The record is from RefSeq and is a predicted model, not a curated record.
AUGCUUCUUUCCUUCUAUGGCGACCCGAACAUCGAAGGCAACUCCCCCGUCUAUUGGAAAUUCACAGAGAAGAUGACCGGUAUUAAGACAAACAUCUCAGGGCCUUUCUUCUACCUGGCUAGCUCUGCUUCCUGGUCUCUCUGGAGGAAGGGUGCUCUCUUUGUCUCAGUGUUCGCCCCUCUGAUGCUCGUGACAACCGCUAUCUUGAGUUGGGCCCUCCUUCGUGAGAAAGUUAAUCUCGACAAGUACAUACUUAUAAUGAUGUUGGGGAUGGAUUGUGAUAAUUGUGGGGAUAUAAGUGGUUUUAUGGAGGAAAUGCAAGGACAUGUAAAGGAGGACGAGAUGAAGCCAGACCUAGAGUUGCAAGCCGAUGCACCGUUGGAUGGCGAUCAUCAUGUCCAUGCUGAAGUCUAA